ACAACACAGUGAACCGCUUUUUAUAAAGAACCUGGAAUUAACAGCUUGGUACCACUUGACCAAAAAAAUCACCUCUCUAAUUAAAAAGAGCUGAAUUUCAUGCUUUCUGAAGGCGAUGUUGUGUAAACUGACCCUUGUGCCCUUAACACAAGGGACAACAGCGUUCAGUGACAAAUACCCGUUAAUCCACUUCUGUACCGUGUUAAUAAGCAGGGACAUUUUGCUAUUAAAAAAAUGUCUGAUUAUUCCUCGCUACGGUUCGUGAUUCGGUUCCUUCUCUGCCCUUGGCAGGCAGAUAGGAAGUUUUCGGUAGCCGUGAAAGGUGUGUCUCUUCGGUGGCCUUAUAAAAGAAGGGCAGAGAGAGGGUUGAGACAUCAGAAACACACACACACACACACACACACUCAGACUCACACUCACAGGUAAGUAGCGGGACAUCGAGUAGGAGAACGAGGAGGAAGCGUUUGCAAAACGAGGGAAGUGCAGACACCUUUCUUUACAGCAUUAAAUGGUUAAAGAAAUGAGAAUGGGGUGUCCUGUAUGGAUGUUGGUUCUGACUAUGCUGUUUGCAAGUGGAUCAGAGGUUCGAGCUCAGUGCUGGGAGAAUGCUGGAUGCCAAGAUAUAACAUCAGACAGAAAUAUCCUGGAAUGCAUCAAGCUGUGCAGAUCUGAGCUCACAGCAGAGUCUCCUAUCUACCCUGGAGAUGGUCACCUCCAGCCCGUCUUCCUCGUUCCCAACGACAUCCCUGCUGCCACGCUUUCCACCCCUCCAGAGGACGGCGCCCCCGAGUCCAGUCCUCAACACGAAGACAAGCGCUCGUACUCCAUGGAGCACUUCCGCUGGGGUAAACCUGUGGGUCGCAAGCGCCGGCCCAUUAAGGUGUACGCCAACGGAGUGGAGGAGGAGUCAGCCGAGGCCCUGCCGGCGGAGAUGAAACGCGAGUCAGGGGGCGUCGAGGACAGCACCAUCAGCCAAGAUAAGAAAGACGGUACCUACAAGAUGAAUCACUUCCGCUGGGGCGGCCCGCCGGCCAGCAAGCGCUACGGGGGCUUCAUGAAGUCUUGGGAUGAGCGCAGCCAAAAGCCUCUGCUCACACUGUUCAAGAACAUCAUCAACAAAGACGGACACCAGAAGAAGGACCACUGAAGAACUCCAAACCUAAUAACCAUUAACAAUUAUUAGGUAGAAUGAUCUUUAUUUGCUCUUAUUUUUUUUUUUCCUAUAUUCUUAAACUCCCUCUGUACCACUUAAGAUGAAACUGGAAAGACUUUGUUCACUUUGUUCUUGUAGCAGUACAUUCACCAAAUAAUCUACAAGCAUUUGCACAGUAUUUAUGUUGAAUAAAUAUCGAUUAGAGGA
Silurus meridionalis is the source of this 1360-nucleotide messenger RNA. It is a transcript of the gene pomca, whose product is annotated as proopiomelanocortin a. The transcript has 3 exons. The record is from RefSeq and is a predicted model, not a curated record. NCBI's taxonomy places the organism in Eukaryota, Metazoa, Chordata, Actinopteri, Siluriformes, Siluridae. Gene Ontology annotation, biological process: neuropeptide signaling pathway. Gene Ontology annotation, molecular function: neuropeptide hormone activity. The coding region runs from base 509 to 1147 and encodes 212 amino acids. Gene Ontology annotation, cellular component: extracellular region.